This is a messenger RNA of Trichoderma virens Gv29-8, 2436 nucleotides long. RefSeq lists its product as uncharacterized. Gene Ontology annotation, biological process: DNA-templated transcription; regulation of transcription by RNA polymerase II. The record is from RefSeq and is a predicted model, not a curated record. Gene Ontology annotation, molecular function: zinc ion binding; DNA-binding transcription factor activity, RNA polymerase II-specific; RNA polymerase II cis-regulatory region sequence-specific DNA binding. Lineage: Eukaryota; Fungi; Ascomycota; Sordariomycetes; Hypocreales; Hypocreaceae. The transcript has 3 exons. Gene Ontology annotation, cellular component: chromatin. Bases 1 to 2436 code for a protein of 811 amino acids.
AUGAAGGGCCGCCCUCGGUUCCGUGUGGCUCCAUGCAGGUACUGUAACAAGGAGUUCAAGCGACAGGAGCACCUGGAGAGGCACAUUCGUACGCAUACUCGGGAAAGGCCGUUUGGUUGUGCCUGUGGCCGCACGUUCACAAGACCCAGCCAUGGGAGAACACCUCCACCUCCCGUUUCCUAUAGUCCUGAUCCUGACCCUGGAGCAUCGUUUGUCUUUGCGGGUAUUAAUACCGAACUUAUGACCCAGACAUCUGCGACACAAAAUGCCAUUACAGAACCAACCACCAGGAUGAACAAUGCCGCGCCUAUAGAGUACUCUCAAAAGCAGCUCAUGGGUAAAUUCUCAAUACGCGACCUGGACAUGAGCAGUCAGGAUCGACAACCAAGCCACAUCCCUCGUAAUAGCGGUGUUUCGGCUCGCAGCGACGAUGAGAUGGGCAGGACCAUCGAAACUUGUUCUGACUUUAUGCCGCUCCAGCUUUUUGAUAUCGACUUCCUGGCCAAUGAACCAGACAUGAUAAGCGGAUACCUCAUGGAUGUCUUUCCACCGAUGGACCACCAUCAGCCAACGAUUGAGGGCGCAUCCGACAGUUACAAUGGUACUCAACCACUUCCCGCAGCUCUAGAUUCCAAUGCUCUAGAGCUAUCGACUCUUAUGCAAACAGAAAUGUCACCAUCACAGACCAGGGCUUCUGCGGUUCAAUUGGCACCAAGCCAGACGAAUCAGGCGCAAAACACGAUCGGCCAUUCACUUGACACAAUUGACGACAUCGUAGCAACAAAUCCGUGGACUGUGUCGGCAGUGGCUUACGAAAAGCUUACUACCGAAGUUGCAAAACACAUCAAUGUGUUGCCUGAACCAUUCACGCUUCCUAGCCGGCAGACAUUAUCGAGAUAUGUUGCGAGUUGGAUGCGGAGUUUUCAUCCUCAUCUACCUUUUAUUCAUAUACCAACAACUUGCCUAGAGUCCAAGGCGCCAAUGCUUGUCCUGACUCUUGCAGCAACCGGUUCAUUUUAUGGGUUUGAACACACGCAUGGUUAUGCCAUGUAUUUUAUUGCAAAGUCUGUCAUUACCCACGAGCUCGAGAAACGUCGCCGAGCCUCUACUUUGCACUUGCUUCGGACUUUUCCACGCUAUGCCGGGCUUCCCACCAGUUCUCCUGAUGCAUCCACGCAGUCAUGGGUGACGCCACAACCUGCAACACCCGGCUCGGUCGAUAUUGAAUUGCUGCAGUCCCUAUUGGUGCUUGUACUUACCAUGGCUUGGCUUGAUGGACCGCUCGCACAAGAUGCACUUGCCAUGAGCAGUCAACUUACCGAGCUUACUCGCGAAGCGUUCAAAUAUCCAGUUCCAGAAAUUGAAGCGGGAAACUGGAGGGCUUGGGCCCGUGAAGAAGAAAGGCGACGUACUCUAUUCUCUGCCUACUUUGUGAUCAAUAUCCUCACCAUCUGUUUCAACGUACCACCUCAAAUCACCAGCUCAGAGGUCAACCUUCCACUUCCAUCCUCGGAAGCAGAGUUCAAAGCUCCCAAUUCAAACGCAUGGCUUAACUUACGGCAAAAGAGUAACUCGCGUCAGCCAGACUUCCAACUCUGUCUUCAGCAGCUGUUAUCCGGGAAGUCGCUUGCCAAAGAAGACUCUACCACAGAGUUUGGAAAUUACAUGCUUGUUCAAAGCCUGCUGAUACAGGUGUAUUUCGAACGCCAAGUAUCAUCCGCUGUAUUAAACUCAUCAUCAAGUCUAUCACCAGCCACUAUUUCACUCUAUGAGAACGCCUAUAACGCCUGGCAGUCGUGUUGGGAUUCGGCUAUCGAGUCUGCUUUGGAUCCAUCUUCUCCUCAUGGCCCCUUGGCCUUUAACUCGACUGCCAUGCUUCGCUUGGCUCACGUCCAUCUCGCAGCUGGCCUCCAAAGUCAGUGCGCUCUCCGAUCGCGCGAUCCGAGGAUUGUCGCUCAGGCAUUUGAACCACACCAAAACCCCAUUCCACUCCGGUCCCCUCAUCUAGAUCAAGCAGUUUUUCAUGCUAUCUGCGCACUGAGGAUACCGGUGAGGGUUGGAAUAGCGUUUGUCGCGCGCGGCAGAACGGGACAUUGGAGUGUUCAGCAUGCUAUUAGCAACUUUGCAUGUGCGCUCCUGCUCACUCACUGGCUCGAAAAUCUCUUUCAUAUGGUAUCUACUGAUGGAAUUGAUAGCCUUCGAUAUGAGGAGAAGCGACUACUAUCCAUUGUCGAUCGGUUAAUCGAAGAGACUCAUCUGGAGAGCUCUCUAGGCUCAAAAAAUGAUUACCCUCGCCGCAUCCGACGUCUGGCUAUUGCUGCAGUAAGACUCUGGGCAGAGACAUGCAAGGGGAUCCAGGUAUUUGAGAUUGUUCAUGUUGUGGGAGAGACUUUGUCUCUUGUCGCGGAGUCAUUAGAAAAUCGCUUUCAGAUUUGA